AUGGAAGAAACAUGUGAAAAAUUAUCUAGCAAUGUGCUGACAGCAGAAGAACUGCUACGCAGCAAAGGUUUUAGGAGUUGCGUACUAGAAGGUUGGGAAAGAUCUCAGAAAAUUUUACCCACAAAUGGAAAGAAGCAUUUUGAACCUAAUAACACUUGGCUCCAAAAUGUUCAGAUUGAAAAGGGACUUAAACAUCAUAAAGAUUUAUUAAAUAUUGAAAGAGUUGAACGUAUCUCAGAAUUAGCUAGUGCUGAGUGGAUACCAGAUCAAAAAAAGGCUCUUGUUGUCAAAAGAUCUGGUCAGGAUUGGAAUAAUUUUGGCCUAGAAAAGAAUGGUUCCUUAUACUUGUUACCAGAGGAGGCACUAUUUCUUAUGGAAAAGAAUUGUCUUGAACUUAUUUGGAAUGGAGUACCAUGCUCAAUUCAACAGGCAUAUGAAAUAUUAAUUGAUGAUUCAGUAUGUACUUUUGAAGAAUAUAGGGUUUAUAGUCAAUUAACACGCUAUGGUUACCAUAUACAGCGUUAUUUUUCUGAGGAAUCUAAGAAGUGCACUAGAUCAGAUGAGUCUACUACCAUUAAACGGAAAAUUAUUGUUGAUCCAAACAAUGGAUUAAGAAUGUGCGAUAGUCAAUUACAAAAUCCAACCAACAAAAAAUUAAAAGAAACUUUGUCGGAAGAUAUGUCGCAGAUAUCAAAUACAUCUUUUGAUAAUUUUAAUACAAAAAAUGACAAAACAGAAGGAGAGUCUGUAGAACAAGUAGUGCAUGAUGUAGUAGAUAAACUUUUAUGCACUAUUGAAGACGAUGUAGAAUUAAAUAAUCCAGUUACUUCUGUCGUAAUGCAAAACAAUGCAAUACAAAGCAAUAUGAAUGAAGAAAAAAAUCGAAAUUCUAAACCUGAAAUAAUUUCCGAUGAGACUUUGCUAGAUAAUAUUAAAAUUUAUAAAGACUCAUGUAAUUCUAAGAAAGAACCUUGUAAAGUAUCCAAAUGGCCAGGUGCUCGCAUACAACGUAAUGUUAAGCAAUUACCUAAAAGGACAGAUAAAAUAUCACCUGAAAUUUCUAUAAUUGAUUCUGGUAUCGCAAAUGAAAGUUCCAGAAGUCCAGAGAAAAGGAAGCAAGUUAGCGAAUUGUCACCUGUGAAAAAACAUGAGGUAAUCGAGCUGUCUGAUGAUGAGAUUCAGGAAUUACCGCAUUGCAUGACAAGAAAAGAAAUAUUGAAUAUGCUACCGAAUAUCGCCUUUCAAAAUCGUACUGUUGAAAAUAUUUCCAGGCGAUACAUACCACACACUAUAAAACCUCAGAAAAGUACUUAUUUCUAUAAUCGGAUGCAGAUAUUACGCAUGCAAGAGGAUGACAAAAGGACACGACAGAAUUGCAAAAAUAUAAGAACCAAUACGAGACAAAAUACAUCUCAGUUUAGAAAUUCUGCUGUUGUGCAUAACAGAAGUAUUGCUUUUCAGAAUCAACAUUCGCGUCCGUUAUUGUGUAGUCCGUCACGGCCGUUUUAUCCUGCACAAGAUGAAAUGCGUAGUGUGAACAUCGGCAUGCCUUACAGAUUUCCCUUCAAUUACAGUCCAAACGUUUAUAUGCAGAGUAGGAUCAUGCAAGAUGCGUUUCACAAUUUAUCCAUUGUCCUUGGGAAUCUCAGGAAUACCCUUCAGCAAAGUAGAAAUUUCACUAUAAUGAUGAACAAUUUUUCAAUACCGGUCAUGGAUGGGUAUCGAAUGAGACAUAUUUCUGUGGAUAAUCAAUUUCGGCACAGUUUUCAUCAGAAUUUUUCAUGGCAACAGAGAUUCUAUGAAACGCGAAGAACGAUGGUGGAGAAUACGUCGAUGCAAGGCAGUGCGCAUCCCAACUAUCCAAGACAACGACAGAAUUACGCUAAUAGGAAAGACCAGGUCAGUCGCGAAGUCAUUAAUCGGUGCUCCUUUACGACUUAUCCAGGAGCUAGUUCGUGGACGGAACUGAAAAGGAGAUGGUCGGAAGAGAAAACUAUUAUAAUUGACGAUGAAGAUAAUAAAAAUAAGAAUGAAAGUGAGGAAGAAUGCAAUGAAGUGCAAGUUGUGAAGCUUAUCAAUCCAUUAGUCGGUCCGAGAAAUGCAUCUUCGUUGGCGGAGAUCUUUAAUAAGCUCGCUAUAAUAAAACCAGCGCCGGAAAGGACAGUUAGGAGAAAGAGGUGCAGGUAUAAGAUAUCGUACAAUGUGUACUCCUGUACUCAUCACUAUAGAAAAGCGAAUCCUGGUCAACCAUUGUAUAGUCUGGUGGUGAUAAGGAAAGAAAACUCGUUUCUCCAACCAGUUGAGCUGAAUCGCUUGCAGCAGGAUGCAAAAGGUUCUCAAAUAGUAUUAGCUUAUGUGUCAAUGUCUAUACGGUAUAUUCAACCAGGUAUUGUAACAAUACCAAACAUGACUGUACGUGAUAGUCGUAUCUGUGAAUUACUUCCCAAAAAUUGUGAGGCCAUAAUGCUAUUUACACAUAGUAUUAUUCUGAAUAAUAAUGAGAUGGAACAUCCAUAUCCAAAUAUGGUGUGUGCACUUUUACCACAAAUCCCGAACGUCAAGAUAAGUGUGGUUAAAGUAACAGACAGAGCAUUGGGAGGAGAUAAAUAUACAGAAUAUAUGCAGAUGAUUGAAGAAGCAUCCAGACAAGAUGAUGAGUCUACGUGUUUAAUGUUAUUUUGCAAUCGUUAUGGUCAUAGUAUGGGAUCGUAUAUGGCUUCACUUGCACGACUAAGUAAUGAUGAAAGAAUAAUUUCUUUGUGGGGUGGUGUGGUAGAGGAAAUGCAAUAUGUACACAUUAAUAAUGAAAGAUUCAUCGAAGAAGAAAGUAAUGUUGCUAAACCAUAUUGUGUUGCUCUUUUGCUUACUGGUUCUAUACAGACGUGGUCUAUAGUUGUGAACAGGAAAUGCAAAACAAAGGAGCAAGUCGAAGAAAAGUUAAAAUUAUUCAAGCAGCAAGUAAAAUUACAGAAACAUUCUGUGGGCUUUAUGUUUGCUUGUGUAGCACGCGGAAAAUAUAUGUAUCACGAGGAAAAUGUGGAGUCAACAAUAUUCAAAAGAUUAUUUCCCGAAGUACCUCUAGUAGGCUGCUUCGGCAAUGGCGAGUUUGGAAAAGAUUCUACCGUUUACAAUCCAGAACUUUUUAUUUACCACAACCGUCAUCGGUUGCAAUUUCAACGUAAGGCUCCACAAUUUCGUUUGUUCGAUUCCAGCGAAAUGUUACAGAGUCCACUGUCGAAACAAAUGAUCGUUUUCAUUAUACUGUGGUAUUCCGCGCAUUCGAAACGAUGGGAAAGCGGUUUGCGCCAAAAAUAUGACGGCUACGGAGAAGAUUGGAUGUUCAUCCCUGACGGUAACGGGCAGCCUCAAGUAGCGGUAUUAAGGAUCAAAGAUAGCGAAACGAGAAAUGUGCUGGAUGACUCGCAAAUAACUUACAUAAUUUAUACUCGAUCUGGUCCAGCAGAAGGCACGCGGGUGACUUUGAACGAUACUACGAAUCUCGCCAACUCCGACUUCGAGCCCUCGCGAAAAACGAAAUUUAUAACGCAUGGAUGGAAGUCGAGCGCUUUGAGCAGCAGCCUUUUAGAUAUGAAAAACGCUUUUCUUACUCACGGCGAUUACAACGUUGUCCUCGUGGAUUGGGAACCCUUGGCCGCCAGCACAUUUUACUUGGGACCGAUGCAGAACACCGCGAGGGUCGGAAAUGACGCCGCCAACUUUAUAGACUUUUUAGUGAAAGAGACUGGAUUGAAGACGCAAAACGUUCAUUUCAUCGGCCAUUCCCUCGGAGCACAUGUGGCUGGAAACGCCGGCAGUGCGACAACUUCCGGGAAAUUAAGCAGAGUAACGGGCUUGGAUCCAGCGCUGCCGGGAUUCCAUGUGCUCGCCUCCGAGAAAACUCGAUUAGAUCCCACCGAUGCGGAAUUCGUGGACGUCAUACACUCCUGCGGAGGUGUUUUAGGCUUUCUGCAACCUUUGGGGAAAGCAGAUUUCUAUCCGAACGCCGGUACGGCAGUUCAGCCCGGAUGCUGCUGCGUUGCCGAAAUAAUGGAGGCUUGCAGUCAUGGACGGUCUAACGUGUACUUUACGGAAAGCAUCAAUUCGAAAACAGGAUUUUCGGCUACAAAGUGCGACAGCUGGGAUUCAUACAUGACCGGCAAAUGCGCCAAUUCGCAAGUGGUACUCAUGGGAGAGCACGUUGAUCAAACUGCCAAGGGUCUGUUCUUCCUCAGAACGAGAUCGGAUCCACCUUAUGCGUAUACAUCGGAAGUGAUCAAUAACACAAUCUAAAUAAAAAUGAUGCACACAAGCAAUCUCCUCAAGGCAAAUCCUAAUAAUUUAUCUUUAUCUUUACCGAUUACUCAUAUGGUAGAAAGAACCGCAAAUAUAAAAUAUUUGGCUUUAAUAAAUAGUAAUUACAUUAUUUUACACGCGACUGAGGUAUAAUAAACAACGAUAAACGUACAUUCCUGAAUAUUAUAAUCUUCUACCCUGCCAUGUAAAAGCCUCGUAAAGCUUUCGUCAAUGUCGCGUCACUCGGGCAUCUGUUAUUUCGCGAUAG
Molecule: messenger RNA, 4561 nt
Organism: Linepithema humile (Argentine ant)
Lineage: Eukaryota; Metazoa; Arthropoda; Insecta; Hymenoptera; Formicidae
Product: pancreatic triacylglycerol lipase-like
Biological process (GO): lipid catabolic process
Molecular function (GO): lipase activity
Source: RefSeq, a predicted model, not a curated record